Molecule: messenger RNA, 1310 nt
Organism: Phalaenopsis equestris
Lineage: Eukaryota; Viridiplantae; Streptophyta; Magnoliopsida; Asparagales; Orchidaceae
Product: AP2-like ethylene-responsive transcription factor At1g16060
Exons: 8
Coding region: 176-1252 (358 amino acids)
Biological process (GO): regulation of DNA-templated transcription
Molecular function (GO): DNA-binding transcription factor activity; DNA binding
Source: RefSeq, a predicted model, not a curated record
UUUUAGAGAGAGAGAGAGAGGAAGGCCGGCGCCCAUCUAAUUUCCAUUAUUCCAAAAAUGUCCGACCUUUGCCGGCUUUUUAAGACGCUCUCCGCUUGAUGACUUUGUCAUCUUCUUCCUCCUUUCUCCAUAUAUCUCUCCCACCUUCUUCCCCCUUCGACAACUCAGUUCUAAAAUGGCGAAGAAGAAACAGAGCACCCCUGCUUCCACUUCUGUAACAAACAACUGUAACAGAGGAAACUUAAACGGCAUUGAAAAGGUGAGGAGGACGAGGAAAAGCGUGCCGAGAGAAUCUCCAUCUCGGAGGAGCUCCAUUUAUCGUGGCGUUACAAGGCAUAGGUGGACUGGAAGAUAUGAAGCUCAUCUGUGGGAUAAGAAUUGCUGGAAUCAUUCGCAAAACAAGAAAGGAAGACAAGUUUAUCUUGGAGCAUAUGAUGAUGAAGAAGCUGCAGCUCGGGCAUAUGAUUUAGCUGCAUUGAAGUAUUGGGGGCAGGACACCAUAUUGAAUUUUCCUCUUUCAAACUACACAGCGGAGGUGAAAGAAAUGGAAGCGCAGUCCAAGGAAGAGUAUAUUGGAUCCUUAAGACGGAAGAGCAGUGGAUUCUCAAGAGGAGUCUCAAAAUACCGAGGUGUAGCAAGGCAUCAUCAUAAUGGAAGAUGGGAAGCUCGGAUUGGUCGCGUAUUUGGCAAUAAAUACUUGUAUUUGGGAACCUACGCAACGCAAGAAGAGGCUGCAAUAGCGUACGACAUAGCUGCAAUUGAAUAUCGCGGCCUUAAUGCAGUCACCAACUUCGAUCUCAGCCGUUACAUCAAGCCCAUUCGUCCGAAUCAUGAGGACAACAAAUCAAUCACCACCGCCCAUUCCAUCAACUCAUCACCCACCUCCAACUCCAUCCAUUUCAAUUCUCUUCUUACUUUUCCACAACAGCAACAAAGUCAUGAACCAGUAAUUACACCUCUAUCUCAGACAAAAGGAGCAGCCUCGACGCCAUCAUCAGCACUCGAAUUACUGUUCCGAUCAUCAAAGUUCAAGGAGAUGCUCGAGAACACGUCGUCGGCGGCGACAAACAUGGUGCCAUUGUUGCGAGAAUCCGACGAGAAAUCAUCGUCGCAAUGCAGCUUUCCUGAUGACGUUCAGACUUAUUUCAAGUGUCAUGAUAAUGAAAGCUUUGUUGUAGAAGGAGCUGAUACUAUCUUUGGUGAGCUUAAUGCCUUUGAAGCUCCCAUUUUCCAUUGUGAGUUUGAUGUUUGAAUUUUGAUUUUGUUUUGUAUUUUGUGUAAGUUGGGUUGAAGUGGGGGGGGAGAGGAUG